AACAAACAACAACUACCUGCAACUAAAUCUGGUCAUUUUGUUUUUUCUUUCUUUGUUUUUUCCUCUGUUCAAAACGAAUCGUUUUCCCGAUGCUAAAAAUCGAAUCAAACUUCUGAUUGAUUUUUGAUCUGUAAAUUUCUCCUCUUAUUAUUUAUUGAUCUUUGACAAACCAGAAAUGGCAUCAUCCAAUUGAUCAUUCUUUUGCUGUGUAAAUAAACUUUCCUCAUCGCCUCAAUCCAUCAAAUCACGUGAUACAUUUUUUCGAAAAAUUUCCGGGAAAGAAAAAAAAUGAAUGAAAAUCCAAGAAAUAAUCUUCAGAUCAAUGUGAACGUUCCAUCAUAUCUGUAUCGCCAUCAUCCAGUAUCUAAUAAUGUAUCGGCUGGACAACAACUGCAACAACUUUCCGCCGAACAUCAACAACAACAACAAAUUCAACAACAAGAUCAAACAUUAUUGUUACAAUUACAAUCACAAGAAAAAAAAGAAGUACCAAUCGCUGCCGGUUUAGUUCGUAUUAUCACUAAAUCUGAACAUAAUUGUUUCAAUACAAUGAUAUUGACUAAAAGUCAAUUAACAAUUGGCCGUGAUAAUCAAUCAGAUUUUCAGAUAACAUCUAUAGAAAUUUCACGUCGUCAUGCAAGAAUUGUUUAUAAAGAUUCAUUUUGGUAUAUAAUAAAUUUGAAUAGCACAAAUGGUGUAUUUGUAAAUGGUAUAAAAGUUUGUCGACCAAUACGUUUAAUUGAUAAUUGUUUAGUAACAUUUGGUCCAUUAUCAAAUUCAACAUUUCGUUAUGUGUUUGUUGAAAAUUAUGAACAAUUUAUGUUGAUGCAAAAAAAUUCAACAACAAUAUUGUCAACAAAAUUACAACAAAAACAGCAACAAUCAUCCGCACCUGUUCAAUUAUCAUUUUUAUUGGGUGGUAUUGAUAUUACAAGUCUAUCAACACAGCCACGUAAUGAUAAUGAUGAUUUAAAUUGUAAAAAUAAUAAUAAGGAUGAUGAUAUUGAAUCAAAACGUAACGGUGUUCAACAAUCAAUUCAAUCAUUUAAAACACAAUUAACAAAUGGUAAACUGGAAUUGAAUCGUAUAAGAAAACGUUUAUUAUCAGAAAUUAAAUAUAAAAAAUAUCAAUUGGAUAUAAUGACGGCAAGAUUAACAACAAUCGAUAGACAAAUAAUACAGAAAAGUGAAUCAUUAAAAUUACCGGAUUCAUUGAAAACUGGUUUUUUGAAUGAAAUAUCCUGUUCAAUUUGUUUGGAUAUAAUGAAUGAACCAACAUUAUUGAAUUGUGAACAUACAUUUUGUUUUAAUUGUAUUGAUAAUUGGAAACAACGUGGUAAACAACAUUGUCCAAUUUGUCGUAAGAAAUUCUUUCGGAUGACAAAAUCAAUACAAUUUGAAUCAUUAAUUCGUUAUAUAUUGGAACAUUAUCUUACGGAAGAAGAAUUGAAAGAAAGAAAACAAACACUGGAAUCACGUAUUAAUGAAUUUACUAAUAAUGAAAAUAAUGAUGAUGAUGAUUCUUAUUUGGAAAUUAAUGAAAUAUUAGAAGGUUUGGAUUUAACAUUACGUGAUACAUUGGUUACAUUUUUAAAUUUUGCCGAUUUUCAACGACAACCAACAAAUAAUAAUAAUAAUGAUUCGAAUAAUGAAAUUCUUAUUGAAAGUGAUGAUGAAAUAUCAUUACUUGGACAUGGUAAUCAUAAUGAUAAUAACGAUGAUAAUCAACAAGAAGAAGAAGAUAAUGGCAAUGAUGAUUCAAUGGACAUUGAUCAAUCAAUCAUUAUUCUUGAUGAUGAUGAUGAUGAAAAUAGUGAUGAUGUUCAUGAUUUAAGUAUUACUGGUAGAAUUCGUGCAAGAUAUGAAGAAAUUAAUCGACAACGACAAGCUAUUGCUGCUGCUGCUUCUACUGCUUCUGCUGUUGGAAGUAGAAAUAUUCAUACUAAUCGUAUUCGUAAUCGUCGUCCUAUUGGUAUUGGACAUCAUCAAAGUAAUAAUAAUAAUAAUAAUGGACAACGAUGGAAUAUACGACCAAUUCGUGAUCGUUUAACUUAUAAUUUUCAAAUUCGACCAAGAUUUCGUCAUGUUCGUAAUAAUACAAAUAUUCGUAAUAUUAAUAUUAAUCAUAAUACAAAUAAUGCAAAUAAUACCAGUCGAUCAGAUGAAUCAAUGCCUUUGGCUUAGAAUUAACAAUUUAUUAUUCAUCAUCAUUAUCCAAUCAAUCAAAGAAAAUAAAUCAACCAAGUAACCAAACUUGAUAUAAUUGUGAUCAAAAUUCAAGUUUUUACAUAUUUCCUUUGUAUUUUUACCCUCCUUCUUAAUCUCCAACGAAAAAAAUGGCUAAUUACAAUGGCAGUUGACUAAUUCUUCAAAUUUCCUUGGUUUGAACUGUCCACGAUGGCCAUUUAUAAAAAAAAAUGAAACAAAAACAAAUCCUC
This is a messenger RNA of Dermatophagoides pteronyssinus (European house dust mite), 2438 nucleotides long. RefSeq lists its product as uncharacterized. Lineage: Eukaryota; Metazoa; Arthropoda; Arachnida; Sarcoptiformes; Pyroglyphidae. Gene Ontology annotation, molecular function: protein binding; metal ion binding. The record is from RefSeq and is a predicted model, not a curated record.